UAACGUUUUAUGCAUACAUAGUUUUACAUACGUGAGGUGCACUAACAAGGACCACAUCAGCAUGUGUAAUGGCCGGCUGGGAACAUUGUGGCCAUCCAUCUUGAAGGAUAAACCCAGAUUGCUGCAGUUUGUACAAACACAAUGUCGCAUUUCCUUCCGAUUCACCAGUCUCUGUCGUCGGCAUUCUGGAUCAUCGUUAUUAUGUUCUUAUCGUUAAAUCGGUUUUUUUUUAUUGCGGUAUGCUUUGAUUUGUCACAUUUCAUCGCGCAUAAUGCGAAUCAUUUGUGACGUGCAUAUACAGAUAUACUUUUUAUAUGCCUUUAAAAGCGUAUAGCUGGUGAACACUUGUGAAAUGUUCAUGUUUUCAUCCUGGUCUCCAGGAAGAGCACUUGAUUACUACGCCGGCAAUGUAAAAAUACUUUUGACAGCGGGAAUUCAUGUAAAUUAUUUUCCAGUAUAUCUAUAUGGAUUACUCUGGUUUAUACAUCGUGAUUGACUUGGAAAAUAUGAAAGACAUUGCUAAGCUGAUGCUGUUAAGUAAUUUCUUUUGAAUGCUGCAACUCAACGAUCGCAUGUACAGAUCUAGAUACCAACGUAAAUGCUGCACGCUGUUUCAGCAGCUAACUUUAGCUGUUUUUUGUCUUCUGUCAAAACCAUCUGUUAUAACAAUAGUUAUAGUCUUCGAUAUCUGCUUUCUUAACGGCAUCUGUGCGGCAAAUGUCUCGUUUUCAGGACGUAGAUUUCGGGACCAAGAUUACGAAGCAAAACUCACGAAGCAUCUUCAAACAGGAUACAACAAAGAUAUUCGCCCUACCAUUAACCAUACCGAAUCAGUCAGAGUGGUCUUCGGAUUGUCGCUUACUCAAAUUAUUUCUGUUGACGAAAGAAAUCAAAUCAUGACAACGAACUGCUGGCUAAGUCAAAACUGGAUGGAUAACAAACUUAUCUGGAAUCCGAUCGAUUUCGGCAACGUUACCAGCCUUAUGCUACCAAUGGACCAAAUUUGGAAGCCGGAUAUCCUGCUUUAUAACAACGCCGACUCCGAGUACUACCACAAAAUGAUCAACACAAACGGUAUUAUUCAAUAUGACGGGAACGUUACAUGGUUGGCAUCCAGCAUAAUCCGAAGCACAUGUGCGAUUGAUGUUCGAUAUUUUCCAUUUGAUUAUCAGAGCUGUUCUUUAAAGUUUGCCAGUUGGACCUUUGAUGGAUACAAAGUAGAUCUUGUCGUCAUCACAGAAGCUGGAGACGUAUCAAAUUAUGUCCCCAGUGGAGAAUGGGAUCUUGUCAAUAUUUCGGCUAAACGAACUGUUGUCUACUACUCCUGCUGCGCGGAGCCUUACCCGGACAUUACUGUGCAUAUCUUGCUUCGACGUCGUCCGCUUUAUUAUGUUUUUAACUACCUUAUGCCUUGUGGGUGCGCUACGCUAUUCGCGUUCUUGGGAUUUUAUACUCCCGGAGAAUGCGGCGAGAAGGUCACACUGGGAAUAACAACGCUGCUGUCACUGACCUUGUUUUUGCUAAUGGUUAUGGAAGUUAUGCCACCAACAGCAACAUCUUUACCCUUGAUAGCAACCUUUUAUGGAAUCUGCAUGUUUUUUAUCGGACUUACAACAGCCGUGCAGGUGUGGACACUGAAUCUGCAUUACCGCGGCGCUCGUGGACAGCGAGUGCCGAAAUGGAUAAAAAAGGUCAUUAUGGAAUUUGUCGCUACGACGCUGUGCAUUCACACCGGUACCCAAGGCACACUUCGUCCUGCUUCCCCAACGAAUUAUUUGUUUCCGGAAAAAUAUUCUGCAGCUGCAAAAGAAACAAUUAUGCGUGAAUCAAGCAAUGUGAAAAAAUUAGACAGUGAACACUCAGCAUCGUCGAUGGAUGGACAGCGGCAAGUCAACUCGCCCGCAAGCCGAAACACUGCUUCCGAUUUGCAAGUAAUGAAAGACGACCUGCGUGCAAGGUACACAGUGCACAGUUUUGCCAUUCGCAUACAAAGAAUGUUGAACCAUGUGUGCGAACUGAUAGAAGCCAACGAGCAACAUGUCCAAAAAGAAAUCCACCUGGAUGAAGUAACACAGGAAUGGAAAAAUUUAGCCUACGUCGUCGAUAAAUUGCUGUUUAUCUUAUUUUUUAUAAUCAUCACCAUUUUUUCUAGCACGUUGUUUUUGCUGGUGCCCACAAAUCAAAGCCAGAUUUUAUAAUAGCCAAUAUUCAAAAUCUGAUUUCUGGUCAGCGAGAAUUUUAGUCAAAAUGAUAUUCGUUCUACGUGAAUACAAAUAAUUUUGUAAGCUAAGUAAUUUAAUCAAAUGAUGUCGCCACAUGUUUAAAAAGAUUACUACACACGUCCGCUCGACCUUCAUCGGCUUCCACUGUUGACUCGGUAUUUGAACACAACAUUCUUUUCCAUUCCAUCCGCUCGCUUUCGGCGUCGCGAAUUUUAUUAACCGACCAACGA
Molecule: messenger RNA, 2452 nt
Organism: Paramacrobiotus metropolitanus
Lineage: Eukaryota; Metazoa; Tardigrada; Eutardigrada; Parachela; Macrobiotidae
Product: neuronal acetylcholine receptor subunit alpha-10-like
Exons: 12
Coding region: 552-2198 (548 amino acids)
Biological process (GO): nervous system process; regulation of membrane potential; chemical synaptic transmission
Cellular component (GO): synapse; postsynaptic membrane; neuron projection
Molecular function (GO): transmembrane signaling receptor activity; acetylcholine-gated monoatomic cation-selective channel activity
Source: RefSeq, a predicted model, not a curated record